Messenger RNA from Lobosporangium transversale, 2068 nucleotides. Its product is annotated as major facilitator superfamily domain-containing protein. The transcript has a single exon. Gene Ontology annotation, biological process: transmembrane transport. Bases 17 to 1966 code for a protein of 649 amino acids. Gene Ontology annotation, molecular function: transmembrane transporter activity. NCBI's taxonomy places the organism in Eukaryota, Fungi, Mortierellomycota, Mortierellomycetes, Mortierellales, Mortierellaceae. The record is from RefSeq and is a predicted model, not a curated record.
CCUGUACGCCGGAGCAAUGAUGCUUGCAAAAGAUAAUGAACAUUCGAUCUACCCCCCUCUUGCCGGCAUCCUACUGGGACUUGGUGCCGGAUGCAUCUGGGUCACACAAGGAGCAAUGAUGAUGUCUUAUCCGACUGAAGACAACAAGGGCAAGUAUAUAGCUUGCUUUUGGUCAAUCUUCAACCUCGGCGCCGUCCUUGGAUCUGUCUUCCCUCUCGUCAUGAAUAGCCGUCCAGGGAUGGAUCCCGACGACUUUUCACCCUCAACAUACAUCGUGUACAUGGCCCUCAUGGGCUCCGCCACAUUUCUAGCCAUCUUUCUCGUCCGUCCUUCCAGUAUCGUGCGAGAUAAUGGUGAACCUGUGGUUGUAGCCGAAUUUGCUGGCGUCAAGGCCGAGUUUGUUGCCAUUCUAUCAGUCUUCUGUGAUUGGCGUAUGCUCCUCUUAAUCCCUGCAUUCUUCUUCUCCAACUUCUCCUAUACAUACCAAUUCAAUGAUUUUAACGGUUUUACUUUUAACAUCCGUACACGCUCCCUUAAUUCCAUUAUCUUCUGGGUGGCACAGAUCCUUGGAGCACUAAUCAUUGGAAUGCUGCUUGAUCGGCUUCCUAUGAAGCGACCUAGGAGGGCUUUACUAGGUCUGUUGGUGGUAGCAAUUUUAUUCAAUUCUACAUGGAUCGGGGCGCUGCUAAUGCAACACAAAUACAACUGGGAACGAAGGGCGCCCAAUAGUAAAGACUUGAUUGAUUUUGAACACGGCGAUACCUACUCAGGACCUCUCACCAUCUAUGCUAUGUUUGGUUUCUGCGAUGCGGCUUUUGCAGUAUACUGUUACUGGCUCAUGGGCGCUCUCUCCAAUAAACAUGAAGAACUCUCGCGCUAUGCUGGGUUCUUCAAGUCAAUCCAAUCACUCGGGAGUGCCGUUGCAGCGCCACUCGACCUUGCCCAAACACCAUUGCGAGCCUAUCUCAUCAUCAAUUGGAUCUUAUGCGGCUUCUCCAUCGCAGCCAUGUUUCUCGUUAGUAGGACCAUCACAGACACAACAGUUGAAGUACAUGGUGAGGGCGACGUGUAUGCGGACGACGAGGAACCAACUGAAAUGCUUGAAGCGAAUUUGACUCAUGCCGGCGCUAUGGCAAAUGAAGGGACCGGCAGCUAUCAGCAACGCCAAUCUGUGAUUGGCACCAGUUUCUUUGAUGAGAACGUGAGUACAAUCUGCGCUAAGAGUGAAGAAAAUAAAGUCAUAUGCGGUUCACCAACAAGUGGCCAAAGAUCUGGAGGCUGGCGAUCCUGUAACAGAGUACAGAGUUUUGAUGAAAGAGAAAUGGAGGAAGGCUACUCUCAUGGGUUUUCCUCGUCACGACCGGGCCCUGGACCUGGAAGUCAUGACUCUUACACCUCAACUGCUACUGCGGUCUCAAAUGAGAAUCAUGGCAAACGUAAGAGCAGCUCAGUAAUUUCGGCAUCAUCAAUAGUAGACCCAACUACGUGCCCCUCACCCACGCUUCAACAUCCUCAGGGACAUAUUCGAAGCGAGUCCCGUCUCUCGAGAGCACCGCCAAUGGUGGAGAUCCAAGAUGAUACAAUCUAUCUGAGCCAGCAGCGCCCACAACCACACCAACACCUCUCUGUCCCACUUACGCAACAUUCAUCUGUAAUACCCUCCAUAUCAUUGACCACUGAGCAUGCUUCGAGUUCUCAAUCUGGCAUUGAGCCCUCGGCGCCUGCAACAUAUCUUCAUCCCUUUGACUACUUGAGUGCAGGAACAGCAGCGUCUUCAGCAUCUGCACUGUCUGCAGCACCACGAUCAAGCUUUGGUGGCGCCAGUAGCUCAGGAUCCACAAGAUACGAUGAAGAACAAGACAUGGAUUCUGUCGAUACAUGCUCGCUCUCGUCCUUGUCGUCUGGUCACGACUCCAUACCAGAGAUGAGUGACAUGGGUCCUGUCUAUGGGUCAAGUCGCUUAUAAUGGCGAUUUAAUAUAUAUUCUACUCCUUACUCCGUGUACCAUAGCUACUAUAAUGAUAAUCAUUUGCAUCUUAAUAAAAAAAAACUCUUUUGAUGAAUAAAC